This is a messenger RNA of Phytophthora infestans T30-4, 725 nucleotides long. Its product is annotated as myb-like DNA-binding protein, putative. The coding region runs from base 61 to 660 and encodes 199 amino acids. The record is from RefSeq and is a predicted model, not a curated record. Gene Ontology annotation, molecular function: DNA binding. Lineage: Eukaryota; Oomycota; Peronosporomycetes; Peronosporales; Peronosporaceae. The transcript has a single exon.
CUCAUACGUCACUGACCACUAUUACUCCAGCUACCGCUGCGACACUGUUUCAAUUUUAUCAUGCCCAUGGUUGCUGCCGCCGGAUCAAGCUCGCCGCUAUCGGCUUCCAAACCUAAGGCCAAGUCCAUUUCGCCAACGGCCAAAGGUAUCUGGUCUUUGGAGGAGCAUGACCGCUUCCUGGAGGCCAUGAAGCUCUUCCCUAAGGGUCCUUGGAAGUCAAUUGCCGACCACAUUGCUACGCGCUCUGUGCGUCAGGUGCAGACCCACGCACAAAAAUAUCAGGAGAAGGUGUCGCGUCGAUUGCGCGGCCUGCGAAAGUCGAAAAAGAAACUCGUGCGUCCUGAGCAUCGUAUUGACGAGGACACUAUGGAACUGUGCAAGCUUGUGGAUUGCGCCGCCGGGAAAUUGGUUGCAGCAAGCAAGAAGUCGACAUUGCGAGUCAGCGUCGUCGUGCUUGAGCCGUUGCAAAAGAAAAACAUCUUGAAGGAGGAGCCCGUUGAACCUCACAGUAGCCCACGGGGCACGGAUGUAGAUAUGAAGACCGAUGACUUCUUGCCGUUGCCAUUCCUGGACUUUGGUGAGGAUAUCGACCUGGAUCCAGUCCACAUCCCCACCGUCAGCGAGUCUCUAGACUUCUUGAUCGACUACCUGUCGAUAUAAUCUCUGCAGCCAGCCACAGCUCGGUUGCUGAUAGUGCAGUAGCAGGAAAGACCCGUCAUAUUUGG